Messenger RNA from Gigantopelta aegis, 1026 nucleotides. RefSeq lists its product as uncharacterized. Bases 1 to 1026 code for a protein of 341 amino acids. The record is from RefSeq and is a predicted model, not a curated record. The transcript has a single exon. Lineage: Eukaryota; Metazoa; Mollusca; Gastropoda; Neomphalida; Peltospiridae.
AUGUCUCCCAUUACGGAUUCGAGUCCAGUCGAUUUUCUCAUUUCUAAUGGCGGAAGUGACUACAUCGAUUUGAGACGAACCCGACUACAUAUGAAACUGAAAGUGGUACACGUCGAUGGAACUGAUUUACAUGACACGGAACACGUAGCCCCCGUGAAUAUAUUGCUUUCGAGUCUAUGGUCUCAGAUGCAGGUGUAUCUACAAAAUCAACUCGUCAGCGAGUACAAUACAUUAUACGCUUACAAGGCAUACAUUCAAACUCUGUUGUACAACGGACAGGAGGCCAAGGACACCCAGCUACAGUCCCAACUGUUUUAUGCAGACGGUGGAAUUGUCGAAGCCAACACAGAGAGUAUUAACUUGCAAACUGGCACCAACGAUAGGCUUAUUGCUAGAGGACGUUACAUUGCUGGAAGCAAGUCUGUCACUUUAGAAGGUGCGCUUUACGAAGAUAUCUUUGCCAUGCGACGUUGUUUGGUGAAUAGCAUUAGCGUUCCGAUCAAACUGUUUAGAAACAAUGCAGCCUCCUGUCUUAUGUCGGGAAAGGCCGGUCAAGAAUAUAAAUUAGAGUUACAGGACGUAUACUUGAAAGUGUGUGAGUUGAGGAUGAACAAUGCACUCAUUCUAGCGCAUAGCAAAUUGUUUGAAAAGAGCAAUGCAUUGUAUCCCUACGUGAAUAAAACCGUCACGAUGGGAAAUAUCCCUUCUUCCCAAACUAUGUACCAGUGGGACAAUCUGUUUCAAUCGCAAUGCCCGACCCGUGUAGUCGUGGGCUUUGUAAAAGCUGGAGCUGUCAGCGGAUCUUACACCGCAAAUUUAUUCACUCUAAAGAGUGCUAAUAUUAAAAGUGUGGGUCUCUAUCUCGAUGGUGUGUCAGUACCUGGACGGCCGCUCGAAACGGAUAAUGUAUCUACGUAUGUGAAUUUGUUUGACGGUGUCAACACCACACCUGGAGAGAAGAUUCGGGUAAUGCAAUAUCUCGACUGCAAUUUGAAUUUGGAAAUAUGGUCUACGUAUUUAAUUUAG